Coregonus sp. 'balchen' is the source of this 1137-nucleotide messenger RNA. The record is from the annotation of a GenBank genome assembly. Lineage: Eukaryota; Metazoa; Chordata; Actinopteri; Salmoniformes; Salmonidae.
AUGUCAGACGAUGAUUUAAUCGGACCUGCCUUACCCCCGUCGUUCAGAAAAAGCAGCCAUGAUGAUUCUGAUGACGAGGGAGGAUGUGAGUAAAGUUAGUAGUGGUUUCAUGCACAUGAUUUUUUUUGGCCGUGACUAGUAUCAUCAGCAUCAAUUCGCUCAAUCAAACAUCGAUAUUAUGGAUACUACGCUGUCAUAUUCAUGGCGUAGUUAUCUUUCUGCUUUAUACUGUAUGUUAAAUCGAAAAGGCUAGUGUCGGUUUUGGUAUUUACCUAGCUACGGUGUGCUGUCUUGUCCAAUAGUUGCAGGUCCCGCGCUGCCUCCCGGGUACAAACCGGAGUUGCUCUCGAGUUCGGAGGAUGACUUUGGCCAGGAGGAGGAGGAGGAGGAGGAGGAGGAGGAGGUGAUCAAGAGACGAAGCAAGACGAGCAGCAAGCACGAUACCAGCAGCAGACACGGCCACGGUAGCGCGACGACCAGGGAUGGACCCACCGCAGAGUAACACAUUUAGACUCACUUCUACAUUUCAGACAAACAUCAAAACAAGUUAUUUAGUCUUUGUUUUGAAGGAAAGCGCAUGUUAAAUGCCUGAAAUGGACUGUCUGCGUCAUUCUGCAGAAAACAGCGCCGAGUGGACGAGACGGUGAGUAGAAGGCUUGCGGAUGAUGAUGAUGAUGAUGAAGAUGAUGGUUUCUUCGGACCAGCUCUUCCUCCUGGGUUCUCAAAGUCACAGGCUUCACCAGAGAGGUAACCAAGACAACACAACUAGUUCUCCCUGCUUCAAACAUACAUAUUAAACUUGCUGUCAGUCAUGCAUAUAUUUGUAUAAAUGUAUUUGUUGGUUUGUGUUGAGUUGAUUGAUUCUCUUUUUCUACCUCCCCUAGGCCAGCUGUAUUGGGCCCAGCCCUGCCACCGGGCUUUCACAGACCAGCAGCUGAUGAAGAUGAUGAUGAUGGAGAUGAUCUCCAUGGGCCAGCCCUGCCACCGGGCUUUCACAGACCAGCAGCUGAUGAAGAUGAUGAUGAUCUCCAUGGGCCAGCCCUUCCACCGGGCUUUCACAGACCAGCAGCUGAUGAAGAUGAUGAUGAAUCUCCAUGGGCCAGCCCUGCCACCGGGCUUUCACAGACCAGCAGCUGA